UUUGCUAGAGUAGUUUUAGUUCUUCCUUAUUAAUCUGGUUUGCUAAAUAAUGAACUGAAGCUGAGUAAUAGUAACUCUAGAGAUCCGUGGAUUCGAUAUUUAUUACUUGAGCCACUAUACUGCAGUCCCUUCCAUUGGUUACACUUGGCCAUUGUUAGGAGUUGUGUCAUAGCGAGUCAAGAGUCUUUCAGAGAAUGCUGCAACAUGAAAGACAGAUGUAUGGGACACAAAAAGGUAAGAUGAUUGCUGCUGCAAGUGUGGAUUCGACAGUUCUUGCUGCUCAAGGAGCAAACAGAAGGCCAAAUACAACAGGAAAAGGCCUUUCUGUACUUAUUGCAAGAAGGAAGGACACACUGAAGAAGUAUGUUACCAGAAACAUGGAUGGCCUCCUGGAAUGGAUACAAGAAAUCCAGGAGGUCAAAGCAAAGGACUCGAAUGCAACUACUGCAGGAGGCAGGGACACACAGAAGAGAGAUGUUUCUUUAAACAUGGCUUUCCUCCCAGCAGCAACAGUAGGGGUUCCACAAGACAAGGAAGAGGAAGAGGAUAUGCAAACAUGACCUCUACCAAUCAGAAUGAUCAAGACAUCAAACUCACCAAAGAAGACUGACAAAAAUUGAUGAAUUUGCUUCGCCAGAAGCAAUCUGGUGGUUCUUACACUGCUGCUGCUUUCAUCAACAGUCCAAAGGAACCAGGUAAAUUUCUUUUGACUGCUCCCAUACUUAAUCAGAAAAACAAGAAGAACACACUAUGGAUUCUAGAUACUGGAGCAUCAGAUCAGAUAGUGUGUACUCUUGACAGCCUAGUUGAGUAUAAAGAGAUAAACAAUGUGUUUAUCACACUCCCUACUGGAGACCAGAUCAAAGCUACACAUAUUGGAACAACUAAGUGUACUGAUGAUCUCAUACUUGAAGAUGUUCUGUACAUACCCCAUUUCACCUUCAACCUAAUUUCUGUGAGCAAACUCACUUCCAAAAAACCUCUCUACCUAACCUUUUACUCUAACUUUUGUCUCAUACAGGACCUGGAGAAGAAGAAAAUGACUGGUUCUGCUAGACUCACCAAUGGACUCUACCACCUAGAAGUAAACCAUAGCCCUAAAUACAUCACUGCUGCUAGGACAAACACUUUUGAUCUGUGGCACUUUAGAUUAGGACAUGUUUCCCAUUCUAAGAUUCCACACCUCAGCCAAUUUUGUACCUCCAUUCAAACUAUCAAAGACCAGCCUUGUGAUGUCUGUCAUUUUGCUAAGCAAAGAAGACUUAGCUUUCCUAUCAGUCAAUCUGUAACUCAUCAACCUUUUGAGCUUAUUCAUGUUGAUUUGUGGGGUCUCAAUUCUAUUCCUACUUUUGAUGGUUAUAGGUAUUUUUUAACCAUAAUUGAUGAUUACACUCGAAUGACAUGGAUUAUGUUGUUAGAGUUAAAAUCAGAAGCAAGGCAAAAACUGCUUGCCUUCUGCAAGCAGAAUGAAAGACAGUUCAACACUAAAAUCAAAAGAAUCAGGAGUGAUCAAGGUAAAGAAUUCCAAAUGGAUGAUUACUAUGCUGACAAGGGAAUCAUUCAUGAUAUGUCUUGUGUCCAAACCCCCCAACAAAAUAGCAAAGUUGAGCGCAAACACCAACAUAUUCUUGCAGUUGCUCGAGCCUUAAUGUUUCAAGCUGAUCUGCCAGCUACAUUUUGGGGUUUCUGUGUUAAACAUGCAGUUUUUCUCAUAAACAGAGUACCUUCUACUGUCUUAAACAACAAAACACCCUAUGAACUCCUACACAACAGAAAACCAAAUCUUUCUCAGUUAAGGGUGUUUGGCUGUUUAUCCUUUGCUAGCACUCUAGGUAACCACAGAACCAAGUUUCAACCUAGAGCUAGAAAGGGUAUCUUUAUAGGGUUCACUUCAGGGAUUAAGGGUUAUUUGAUUUAUGACCUUAAUACUCAUGAAACCUACAUAUCCAGAGACGUUGUCUUUUAUGAGAAUGAUUUCCCCUUCAAAAGCCUAGCAAGCAGUGAUGUAUCCCCUACCCCAACCAAUUCUUCUCCCUCACCACCUUCACCGCUUGUCUUUGAUGACUUCUACUUCCCUCCUCAUUUCCAUCUCCUACUUCUUCCCAACAUUCAGAUCACUCACCCAUUCCCUCUCCUUCCCCACAGCUCAAUUCCUCCCCAAGCUCUACUUCUAGUCCUUCCUCCCCAAGUCAAUCCCCACCACCUAACUCUUCCCCUCAACCUCAUGUUCGUCGUUCAUACAGACAAUCAAAACCACCCUCUCAUCUCACCAAAGACUACCACUGUUUCUUGUUACAAAAGUCUAGCUCUACCAGUCAGCUUUCAUCUCUCCAGGACAUGGGCAAAAGGUAUCCUCUUUCUUCCACUCUCUCCUAUGAUUCUCUGGCUCCUCAUUACAAACACUUUGUUCUUAGUAUCUCAUCUCAUACUGAACCUAGCACAUAUGAAGAAGCCUCCAAGUCCCCUUACUGGAAUGCUGCAAUGCAGCAAGAAACUACAGCUUUGAUACAAAAUGAAACAUGAGAUGUUGU
Linum trigynum is the source of this 2531-nucleotide messenger RNA. The record is from the annotation of a GenBank genome assembly. NCBI's taxonomy places the organism in Eukaryota, Viridiplantae, Streptophyta, Magnoliopsida, Malpighiales, Linaceae.